AUUUAGUAUCAAAGCGAGACAGAGAGAGACGGUGUAGUGCGUGCAGUUACGUGACUUAUUUAGCUCAGUGUUUCAGAGAGUAUAGGGGGUGGUAAGGGGUUGGAUGACCACCCUGGACAGCCCCUUCCUGACUACAUUGCUGACAGGAAGUUUAGAAAGAAAAAGAAAAAAGGAGCCGUGCACAUUUCUUGUUUCUCCUUUUUUGGUUUUUCUGCCUUUUUAUGAUUUCGCCAACUCUGUUUAACAAAGGGAAUACAUCAUUUGGGGAAGCGCACCAAAGAAAAAAGGAGCGGAGCUAAAAUAUGGAGGACGUGUUUUGCUGUGAACUGGGUCAUUCUGUGAGCGUUUAUUUGUGACGCCAAAGGGAAGAAUGUUGAGUGUGAGGACGAAUGAUGAAAACAGCUGUCGGGACUCGGAACAUGGAGGAGCAUCCUGAGAGCUGAUCUAUAAAACAUUGACGGGAUUCUUCUCAAAGCUCUGCGCGUCCUACAGUAUGCACUAUGAUUUCUCCUGGCCCUUCCACAGCACCUCCAGGCCUUUCUUCCCCAACCAUAUCAUCAUCUAUUCAGUCAUCCUUCCAUCCACAAACCUCUAUUUCUACUCCAGCUUUCCCAUUGGUGGAUAUCUCCGACGACCCAUCCCCUGACCCCAACACCUCCUUCCUAUUCCCUGAUUCAUCACCUCAACUUAACUCCAAACCAUCUCCACCUCCUCCACACAAGCCCAUGAUGUCUCCUCAGGUCCCAAAGCCACCUCUUCCAGCACAACUUCCUUCUGCUCUUCCAAAGACCUCAUCUUCGGGCCUACCUAGACCACCUCCACCUCCCACCGCAAGACCCUCGUCUCCACCUCAGCCCAGACCUCCUCCACCAGUAGUCCCAAAACCACCGGUUCCUACGUCUCCAGUCAGCAAGAGCAGCAAACCUGUGCCGCCUGGAAUCAGCAUACUGGAGAAAUUGAUUAAGACGUGUCCGGUGUGGCUUCAGCUGGGGAUGAAUUUGGACAAAGCCAUGCAUAUACUAAGCAAGGAGUUUCCUGGGAUAUUUUUAGUCAGGAGGGAUGCAACUCAAAAAACAAUGGUACUGGCAGUACGUCUUGCCGACCAGCUGGGGGAGCCCCAUGUCAAAGAACUGCCUGUAAAGGAAGAAAAGUCCUUGCUGUACCUCGAAGGGUCUGUGCUGGUGUUUGAGAACAUUUUUAAGCUAAUUGCUUUCUACUGUGUUAGCCGAGACAUCCUACCUUUUCCUCUGAAGUUGCCCCAAGUCAUUCAAAAGGUGGCUAAAUAUGAGGACAUGGAAGUGAUCUCUUCUCUUGGUUCAGAGUUUUGGAACUCGACUCUAAAUAGCCAUGAGGAUGUGGAAAAUGUCAGCGGUAGCAGUGGUUCUCUGGAUAGACAGCGGCAAAGCAGUUCCUGUGAAAUCCAGCUUUCCAUUGGCAGUGACCGUCUUUGGUAUGUCAACCCCAUUUUCAUUGAGGAAUGCAGCAACAGUUUGUCGGCCGCCACCUCUCCUCCCGUUUUGAGGACCCAGAGUCUCAACACACCACUCCAAGCUCCACCUAAAUUUAGAAGGCCACCACCCCUCCGCCCUCGUCCUCCCAGCGCACCCGAGGCUCUUCCACACCAUGCAUUAGCCAAGCCUUCAAAAGGGGAGUUUAAAGCAGUUCUCAGUUCUCCUCCCUCGUCAGUCAAGAAAAGGGAAGGAAGUGACUGUGAACGUGCAGACAGAGAACAAGAGAAACAGGGAACUCCUGCCCCGAGCGCUGAGUGUGACAAGCCAGCUGUCUUACAAGCAGCUCAGGGCAAAGAAGGAAAGCAGCUUUUUAAUACAGCUUCACAUCGAGUUCCUCCAAUACCAAUCCGACGGAAGCUCUCUGAAAAACAGGCUUCAGAGGAACCAGUGCACCACGAAGUCAAUCCUGAACCUGAGGACAGUACUCAGCAAGUUCCUGUAGCAUCCCUUAUUUGCCUAGAUGACAGUGUAGAAAAAAGGGACAAGCCUAUGGACCCGAAGACUCCACAGGUUGAGGAGGUUCCAGCAGAAGAGUCCAAGGUAACUAAUGGAGCUCCAAUAGUCACUCAUGAGCUAGCACCUCAACCAAAGCGUCCCAAUGCUCCAGUUCCACCUCCAAGGAAGAAUAAACAGUCUCACUGCAGUAAUUUACUUUCAACUACUCCUCAGGAUACCACUUCCACUGUUCCACUGAAAUCCAGCAGCCCCAGUCCUGUUCGCCAUUCACUCUGCAUCAACGCCGCUCAUCCCAAAGUCUCGGAUGUUUCUCUAUAUUCUCCUGAUGGCGGAGCUCCCCCGGACCACGAUUCUUACUCAACCAGCAGCACGGAGGAGGAGGCGGAUGCUAAUAUGGCAACGGGUGCUGUAAUAAAGAGGACCCCAACGAUUAUGCUAGAUCGUGCCAAGCAACGGCUAUCGAUGGUGUCCAUGGCAAAUUUAUCUAACGUCCUCACAGGAUUCAUGAAUGCAGACCGCAAGUUGCAGAAACGCAUUGUCGAAAUGUCCCGAGAUGGAAACACAUACUUUGGAAACCUUGUUAAGGAUUAUCGAGCUUUCACUUUGGACACCAUGCGGAAACACACAUCCAGCACAGAGAUGCUUCAAGAAAUCAGACAGAUGAUAACCCAACUGAAGAGCUACUUGAUACAGAGCGCAGAGCUGCAAAAUGUGCAGGAAGCAGCGGCAUACUCAGAGGAGAAGCUGGAGAUCAUUAUUGAAGCAGCGCUUUGCAAAAGUGUCCUGAAACCCUUGCGGGAAGCUGUGUAUAACGGACUGAAGGACAUUCACUCCCGGGCUGGAAAUCUGAAGAAGCUAAAAGAGAACCAGCUAGUGGUUCAGGGAAUGACCACCACAGAUCUGGGGGUCAUUACAAGUGUCCCUGAAACGCCCAUCAUGGAGAAAAUUCAGACAAGGCUCGGUAACCUGCACCAAGAAUAUUCACCUCAGAAAAAGAUUGAUCUGCUCCUUAAGACCUGCAAAGUCAUCUACGAAUCCAUGUCUGUGGGCUGUCCAGGAAGGGCUCACGGGGCUGAUGACUUCCUGCCUGUGCUGAUGUACGUCUUGGCUCGAUGUAACAUCACCGCUCUUCUGCUGGAUGUGGAGUAUAUGAUGGAGCUAAUGGAUCCGGCGCUGCAGCUCGGAGAGGGUUCCUACUAUCUCACUACCACUUAUGGAGCUCUGGAGCACAUCAAAAAUUUCGAUAAACAAGCUGUUACCAGACAGCUAAGUUUGGAGAUCCAGGACUCCAUCCAUCGCUGGGAGCGCCGCCGUACCCUGAACAAAGCCAGAGCGUCUCGCACAUCUGUCCAGGACUUCAUCAACGUGUCCUUCCUGGAGGCUUGCUCCAACACCAAGACCCUUGGAGUGCGUCCCAACACUACCGCUAAGGACCUGUGCAGUCAGUGUGCUGAGAAGUUUGAAGUGUUGGAUCCUGAGUGCUAUUGCCUAAGUGUGUUGGUGGAGGGCCAUUACAAGCAUUUGGCUCCUGAGGAGUUUCCUCUCGCAAUCAAAUCCACUUUGCACCACAGCGAGCCUCGCAAGGAGUAUUAUUUUGUCUACCGCCACGGUCGCUGGCCAGAACAAGAGUCUGUGGAUGAGACUGCAUCAACACCAGCACCACAAGAGAGUUUGAUAUAAAAUCAUGCAUUUGUACAUGUGUGUUGGUGACAGGUGGAUCUUUAGCAAGCUGCUUGAUCAGACAACUUUAAUAUAUCAAAGAAUGUAUGUGAUACAAAAGAGUGUGAGCUGACAUUACAAUGCCUAACCACACAGCAGAAUGUGCUAUUUGCCCAUGGAAAUUACGAAAAAGGAAACUGGCUUUCAGGGGACUGGCAUUUCGCUGAAAAGAACCAGGACUGGAAUAUGAAAAAGGAUCUAAUGUUUUUUUUCUCCUACACGAGCAUGGUAAGCCUCGCAUGAACAGCCUGCCUUGUAAAAAAAAGUCUUUUUUUUUGAAAGUCAAGAAAAUCUGUGCAUACACGCCGCAGAAACAUCCUUCACCUUACUCAGCCUUGACUUCAGCAGAUCUGCGUUGUACAGUCCUUGAAAGUUUUGUGAUUUACAAACGAAACUUUAAAUCUCCAACAAUGCAAAUCUUUUCACAUCUCAGGGCUCGGCAGAUUGUGACUCAUACCCUGUUUUUUUGGUGCUUAUUUCUUCAUUUGUACAUUUUUUUUUAAAGCAAUGCGUCUUUACAGACCUUGAAGCCACUGUGUACUGCAUUGCUCUCAUAUUAUAUGUACUCAGCCGUUUUCCAUGCAGAUAUGCUCUCUGUGUUAUAUUUUCUUCAUGUUUGGUUCGUUUUUAUAACUCACAAAGUAUACAUUAUAGUUUAGGCAUAAGCUCUGCUUUUUGGCACAUUAUUUUAAGCAGCAUGAAUGCAUUUGUAUUAUGGGACUGCUUUGGUGUGCACAACACUUGUCAAACCAAAAUUGUUGUAUUAAAAAUGUAUACUGGUAAUAAAUACUUUUUACAUUA
This is a messenger RNA of Danio aesculapii, 4487 nucleotides long. RefSeq names its product Ras and Rab interactor 3 (gene rin3). Gene Ontology annotation, cellular component: cytosol; endocytic vesicle. NCBI's taxonomy places the organism in Eukaryota, Metazoa, Chordata, Actinopteri, Cypriniformes, Danionidae. Bases 501 to 3647 code for a protein of 1048 amino acids. Gene Ontology annotation, molecular function: small GTPase binding; guanyl-nucleotide exchange factor activity. Gene Ontology annotation, biological process: vesicle-mediated transport; signal transduction. The transcript is spliced from 10 exons. The record is from RefSeq and is a predicted model, not a curated record.